This is a messenger RNA of Opisthocomus hoazin, 4128 nucleotides long. Lineage: Eukaryota; Metazoa; Chordata; Aves; Opisthocomiformes; Opisthocomidae. The record is from RefSeq and is a predicted model, not a curated record.
AUGAGGAUGUCUGAUAUUCUUACUGUAAAAGAUGAAACUGAUGAGAUGAAAGGUUCAGAAGCUGAACUGAAAGAUACAGACCCAGUUGAAAACCUUAUAGAAUCAGGAAGUCAGGAGCAGAUUCAAGUGGAAAAGGAUGAAAGUUGUCCUGAUAGCAAAAACAAUAUGCCGCGGCCAGUGCAGUCUUUUGGACAGACAGCAAAAAGGUCGAAGUCAAACACAAAGUUAAAGUUAGUUCGGAGCCUUGCUGUAUGUGAAGAAUAUCCACCACCUCCCACAGCUGAAAUAUCACAGGACCUCCAGGAGAAAAUUCAGAUCCAGUUGUCACAGUCUUUUGAAAAAGAAGAAAAGCCUGCAAAAGAUGAAGUGGAAAAGGAAAAAUCCAGUGAUAAACUGUCCAGAAAAAUGUUAUCAAGAGAUUCCAGUCAAGAAUACACAGAUUCCACUGGUAUAGAUCUUCAUGAAUUUUUAGUAAAUACUUUAAAAAACAAUCCCAGGGACAGAAUGAUGCUGCUGAAAUUAGAACAGGAAAUUUUAGAUUUCAUUGGUAAUAAUGAAGUUCCAAGAAAAAAGUUUCCCCCAAUGACAUCUUACCAUAGAAUGCUGUUGCACAGGGUAGCUGCUUACUUUGGAUUAGAGCACAACGUGGACCAGAGUGGGAAGGCAGUCAUAGUGAAUAAAACUAGCAAUACAAGAAUACCUGACCAAAAGUUUUGUGAGCAUAUAAAGGAUGAGAAGAGUGAUGAUUUCCAGAAGCGGUAUAUCCUUAAAAGAGAUAACUCUAGUUUAGACAAAGAUGACAACCAGAUGAGAAUACGAUUAAAAGAUGACAGAAGAAGUAAAUCCAUAGAAGAACGUGAAGAAGAAUAUCAGAGAGCUAGAGAAAGAAUAUUUGCACAAGAUUCCCUGUGUUCCCAAGAGAAUUAUUUCACUGAUAAAAGAAUCCAGGAGGAAGAAACUAAUAGUACACAACAAAGACGACAGAUACUUAGAAUCAAUAAGGACGCAUCAGGGAGAUCAGCCAACAGCCACCAAAGCAGCACUGAGAAUGAGCUGAAGUAUUGUGAACCCCGUCCCUGGAGCAGCACCGACUCCGAUAGCUCCAUCCGCAAUCUGAAGCCAGCUGUAACGAAAGCCAGCAGCUUCAGUGGGAUAUCCGUUCUGACAAGAGGAGAUAGCUCUGGAAGCUGCAAAAGCACAGGCAGGCUGUCUAAGACAGGUUCAGAGUCUUCUAGUAGUGUAGGGUCAUCCACGGGUUCUCUUUCUCACACCCAGCAGCCUCUUCCAGUGCCAGCUCUAAGCCAGCCUUCUCAUGGCACGCCUGCCGUCUAUCCAACUGUCAGCACUAGUAACUCUCUUUCCUUUGAUGGUGGCAUAAGCGGGCAAGUGGCACCUACUAGCGCUAGCUUCUUUUUGCUUCCCUUGGAAGCGGCGGGCAUACCGCCUGGCAGUAUUCUGAUCAACCCUCAAACAGGUCAGCCAUUCCUUAAUCCAGAUGGCACUCCAGUUGUGUACAACCCUCCUAUGCCUCAGCAACCUGUUAGGACCCAAGUGCCUGGACCUCCGCAACAGCCACCUCUGCCCGCACCCCCUCAGCAGCAGCCAGCGACGAAUCACGUCCUCUCACAGCAAGACAACCUAGGAUCCCAGUUCAGCCAGCUGAGUCUUGCCCGCCCGCCGCCUGCGGAUGCAGCUGAGCCUCAUACCGCCAUGUUCCAAGCCGGCCACCCGGUCAGCCAGCAAGUCCUCCAGCAGCAGGGAUAUAUGCAGCAGCCUGUGCCACAGAUGCCGGCUUGUUAUUGUACCCCCAGUCAGUACCCGCACUCCAGUCAGCAAUACCGCCCUGUUUCUGUCCAUUACAGCACGCAGCAAACCCAGCCCUUGGCGCAGCCUGGACAGCAGACAGGUUACCAGGUUUUGCCUAACCAACAGCAAAACUACCAGGGUUUAGUCGGAGUUCAGCAGUCCCAGAAUCAAAAUCUAGUCAGUGGCCAGCACAACAAUGUUGGGAAUCAAAUUCAAGGUGUGAUUGUUCCAUACCCUUCAGUGCCAUCUUAUCAGGUUUCGGUGCCUCAAGGUUCCCAAGCAGUGCCCCAGCAGACCUAUCAACAGCCUGUUAUAAUUCCCAGCCAGUCAAAUCAAGGCUUGCCCACAACACGAAUGCCGGUUUACUACAGUGUCAUUCCAUCAGGUCAACAGAACAAUUUAAGUUCAUCAGUAGGAUAUUUGCAGCCUCCUGGAUCAGAGCAAAUACAGUUUCCUAGAACAUCAUCACCAUGCAGCUCGCAGCAGCUUCAAGGACAGCAGUGUGCAGCACCACCACCAGGUGGGGGAGUAGUAAUGAUGCAGCUGAAUAUACCUAACAACGCUCAGCCUCGGAACCAUUCCCCUCCACAGUGGAAACAGAAUAAGUAUUACUGUGAUCAUCAGAGGGGACAGAAGUCCACAGAACUUAGCACUUUAGACAGUGCUGCACAGCAUAGUCCUCAACUAGGUAGUCCUGUCACCUCACCGGCCCAAUCACCAGCACCAGCUCAGCUACCAAACAUGAAGAACAUCCGUCCCACAUUAACACCGCUUUCUAUUGUGUCCCAGUUUUCUAGACCUUUUGUCCCUGGACAAGGAGAUGCCAGAUACCCAUUGCUUGGCCAACCCCUGCAAUACAAUCCACCAUCUUUAUUACGUGGACAAGUAACAAGCCAACAGUGUCAGCCUGGAAACAGACAUGGAAACAAGGGAAAGAAGCCAGCAAAGAAGGCUGCUUCAGCAGAUCUUGGUGCAGGAGAAUCAGUUGUGGGAAAAGUUCUAGAAAUUACUGAACUGCCAGAAGGCAUAACUCGUGUGGAAGCAGAAAAACUAUUUGGAGAACUUUUAAAAGUUGGUGCCAAGAUCCGGUGGCUAAGGGAUUCGCAGCGUCUACAAACACAGCAGCAGCACCAUCGUCGUUACUGUGGCAAUGGAGAUAGUAGUGUGAACACUGAGCCAUGGAAAAAAAAAAGCAGUACCUCAGUGAACAAGUUCAGGCUGAGAACAAGCAAGAAGCACUACGACUUUCAUGUUCUGGAAAGGGCUAGUUCUCAAUAGCGGUUACAUCAGUGGACACUCAGCCUUUACUACUUCCAUGUCCUCCUCUCCUUGAUUGGCUUGAUGUGAUGGGGUUUCUGUUCUCUUCAUAGAGACUCCUGGGAUGUUUGGUCAUAUGACAUUAGCCACUGAAGAAUAAAUAACCCCGUGAUCCAGCAAGAAAAAAAUAAAAUACAGAGUUAAUCCCAGACAACAGCAAGGAAUCAUCUUUGAGACAGGCAGCUUUCUACAAGGAAUGCUGUUGGAAUGCCCCCUACUUUUAUAGUAGUUUUGUUUUAUAUUUUUGAAUUCUUGUAUCGGAUCCAAAGUUCUAUUGUACAGCAAACGUUCAUAAAAAUCCAUAUUCAGAUUUGUAUUUUAUAAUCCCUUUUCACAGCCAGCACACAGCUGUCCAUUCCAAGGCAGGAACCUGAGGAUUGGUGGAGGGGAAAAGAGAACCAUUUUCAAGCAAUUACACUCAUUUUCUAGUAAACUACCCCAAAUCUUCAAGUUAACCUGUUCUUUGUCCCUUGUAUUUUUGCUUUUCUUUUUUAAGGAAAAAAAAUGUAAUUUUAGUAACUAACUCCUUAGAUGGUCAUUUUCUUUUGAGAUUCAUUCAAGCAAUGUCAAAAGAAAUUACAAGUAGCUUGUACCCUUGAAGGAUUUGCUUCUGAUCCAACAACUUUAAUAAUUAUUUGAGGGGGAAUAUGAAUAGGUUAUGAAGAAUGUUCACUGAAUCACAUUUUAAUAUUUCUUUUUAGCAAAAGCGUGAAGAAACUAAAAUGUAUCUUCACAAGUGACAAAAUGUUUGCACUUUAAUUGUGUUCCCACCAGUAUGGAUCUCUUUCUCUUCCUUUUCACGCUAAGAUAAUUGUGUUUGAUAAGUGCUGGAAACCUUUUUAAUGGUUUAAUUUUUCAUCAUUUGCAGAUGCUCACUGGACAUUAAAGAUUCAUUGCACAUAAAAGAAACAAACUUUUUUCAAUUUGUGUAAUUUGCAAGGCUGUACAAUGUGUGCUGAUGCAAGCCUUUUUCAGUUCAAGAAAAUAAAUGUUUACAAACACAAA